AUGACGAGCAGCAGCAGGUUCAGGAGCCGCGCGCCCCGGUCAGAUGAUGGAGAGGAAAAAGAUUACGUUGGUUUUGCGACGCUGCCCAACCAGGUGCACAGGAAGUCGGUGAAGAAAGGAUUUGACUUCACUCUCCUGGUGGCAGGUGAGUCCGGCCUCGGUAAAUCCACCUUGGUGAACAGCUUGUUCCUCACCGAUCUGCAUAAAGACAGAAAGCUGCUCAAUGCUGAAGAGCGCAUCAGUCAGACUGUGGAGAUCACAAAGCACACAGUGGACAUCGAGGAGAAAGGAGUGAAACUGAAACUCACGAUUGUGGACACUCCCGGUUUUGGAGACGCUGUCAACAACACAGAGUGUUGGAUGCCCGUCACAGACUACAUUAAUCAGCAGUUUGAGCAGUAUUUCAGAGACGAGAGCGGACUCAACAGGAAGAACAUCCUGGACAACAGAGUUCACUGCUGCCUCUACUUCAUACCUCCGUUUGGACACGGGCUUCGUCCGGUUGAUAUCGAGUUCAUGAAAGCUCUUCAGGAUAAAGUUAACGUGGUUCCUCUCAUCUCUAAAGCGGACUGCCUCACACCCACCGAGAUAAAGAAACUCAAAGAGCGGCUGAGGGAAGAGAUAGAUAAGUACGGCAUAAAGAUCUACCAGUUCGGUGACUCUGACGAAGACGAGGACGAGGACUUCAAGCAGCAGGACAAAGAGCUGAAGGAGAGUUUUCCGUUCGCAGUGAUCGGCAGCAACACCGUGGUAGAGGCCCGAGGUCAGCGAGUGAGAGGGAGGCUUUACCCCUGGGGCAUCGUGGAGGUGGAGAACCCGUCCCACUGCGACUUCGUGAAGCUGAGGACGAUGCUGAUAAGGAGCCACAUGCACGACCUGAAGGAUCUCACCAGCGACUGUCACUAUGAGAACUACAGAGCUCAGUGCAUCCAGACCAUGACCAGUAAGAUGAACGCAGAUAAGCGGGUGGAGAGUCCCAUCCCGAUCCUGCCGCUGGCCGCCACACCCGACGCGGAGACAGAGAAACUCAUCAAAAUGAAAGAUGACGAACUGAGGAGGAUGCAGCAGAUGCUCCAGAAGAUGCAGCAGCAGAUGCAUGAGCAGGACCUGUGA
Messenger RNA from Scomber scombrus (Atlantic mackerel), 1113 nucleotides. It is a transcript of the gene septin5b, whose product is annotated as septin 5b. Gene Ontology annotation, molecular function: GTP binding; molecular adaptor activity; GTPase activity. The transcript is spliced from 12 exons. Gene Ontology annotation, cellular component: microtubule cytoskeleton; septin ring; synaptic vesicle. Gene Ontology annotation, biological process: regulation of exocytosis; cytoskeleton-dependent cytokinesis. NCBI's taxonomy places the organism in Eukaryota, Metazoa, Chordata, Actinopteri, Scombriformes, Scombridae. Bases 1 to 1113 code for a protein of 370 amino acids. The record is from RefSeq and is a predicted model, not a curated record.